GUGCAACGAUUUCAAAAGUCAUUGCGAUUUCAAAAUGGAAUCCAACUCCAACUUGCCGGUCAGAAAUAAAGGUAAGAACAAACCACUGGCUUGCCACUGGUGCAAAUAAAAAAUGACACAUAAAGGUGAUAAAAUUUUGUCUCUUUAUUGAAAACAGUCGCUGGUACACAAUUAAACUAUUACAAAAUAGUCUGUAAGCUCUAGGCCAAGGCUAAACAUGGACACAUUAUCCACCAAACAGAGAAAAUAACCCGUCUGUAAAUAAGAGAUGGAACAGUCCUGUAACUGUGAGUUUAUCUAUCGACUCUCUAUCGCUUUAAUUACAAUAAUUUUCAUUACUUAAAAAAGUGUUUUUGUCUGUGCGUUGCGACGUAGUGACGUCAUGACGCUGGCUUCGCUGCGCUUUCAAAACUUAAUAGCUCCAGUGAAUUCCUACCCCGUGGACUUGCCUUGUGAGGAUUACGAUAUAUUGUGCCCUGACUCUGAUUACCUGUCAUGUCUUGAGUCAGACACAGAGUCAUUUUGCCUUCCCAAUGGAGCAGAGGUAAAAGUUACUCAUGACAAUAUAGGCCAGCUGAGCCUGUUUGGUGAGGAAGAUCCACCUCAUUCCCUUCUUGCCCUCCAUUUACCUGGGGAUGAAACCCGAGUGGUUGCCAUAUACAUACAUCACAAAUGGUGGCCCAUCACUGAUGUUUUGAAGACAUCCAGCAAAUCCAGAAAUGGACUUGUGUUUGUGGAGUCAGUAAUGGAGAGAGUUAUACUGUUCCUGCUGAGUCAGGUUGUGUUUGGAAUGUUGGAAAGGUCUCUGGGAGAACAUGUGUAUUUCUCAACUCAUCCUGUGUCAGAAUAUGGCAAAAUCUUCUGGAAAGAUGGAGAAGCAGUUGGCUUUUACACUGUUAAAAACAAAGGAAGCCUGUGCAAUGGAUACACUGCUCACAGUUACCUUCUCCCUGUGCUGGACACUGUGUUUGUGCGUAGCCACUGGAGGAGGAGCGGCUUAGCCAUGCAGAUGCUCCAGGAUUUCUGCAGGUCCAUGCCCACAGAGAGGGUACUGGGUAUUAGCUACCCCAUAUCUCCCAGUAUGUUUGGAGUAUGCAAGAAGUAUCUAGAGAUUCACCAGGAACAAAGAGAUCGCCUCUAUGAAGUGGAAGCUCCUGGGAAUUGGAGUCAGAGACGUAACGUGUGGUUGAACAUACUCCUGCAGCACCAGCCAACACACAGUGAUGGUUUGAUCUCAGAAGAGAGUCCACAUGUCACACAAUCUACGGAUAAACAGCUCACAGCCACUAAAGGGAAGAAGAACAUGCCACGACUCGCAGGCACUAAACCAAACAGACCCUGGAGAAGAUGUGUAAAGAAGCAACUAGCUGACCAGGCUGGGACACACCAGAAGUGGAAAAAAGCCAAGAUAUCCUAGUAAAUUCUGUUCUACUGAAAGGGUCUAGAUGUGGAAGGCAUACGAACGAGCUGUACUUUGUCACUGUUUGUUAAUCAUCAGUCUCAGGGAUUUGUAGUUGCAAUACAGCAUAAACCUAAAACAUGUGAAACAUUGAUUGCAGAGGUAACCAGGUGUUUAAAAUAAAUAAAUAAAUAAAUAAAGAAGACUUGUUACAUUUGAAA
Messenger RNA from Hemibagrus wyckioides, 1620 nucleotides. RefSeq names its product family with sequence similarity 169 member B (gene fam169b). Bases 383 to 1417 code for a protein of 344 amino acids. The record is from RefSeq and is a predicted model, not a curated record. Lineage: Eukaryota; Metazoa; Chordata; Actinopteri; Siluriformes; Bagridae. The transcript is spliced from 9 exons.